Messenger RNA from Uranotaenia lowii, 4185 nucleotides. RefSeq names its product putative ATP-dependent RNA helicase DHX57. Gene Ontology annotation, cellular component: intracellular anatomical structure. Gene Ontology annotation, molecular function: RNA binding; ATP binding; metal ion binding. The transcript has 3 exons. The record is from RefSeq and is a predicted model, not a curated record. The coding region runs from base 151 to 3999 and encodes 1282 amino acids. Lineage: Eukaryota; Metazoa; Arthropoda; Insecta; Diptera; Culicidae.
GCAUAAAAUCAGCUGUUUUUGACAGUCCCUCCACGCGUCACAUUUCGUUCGCAAAUUUUUCAGUUCGCGGUUCUAUCGCUCCCGUUUUAUUUCAGUAGAAUUUGUUUUAAUAAUCAAUCCUAAACGUUUUCCUGUUCCGGGUUUUCAACAAUGGACGAAGAAAGUCGACAACUGGUUGGAGAUUGCUUCCUCCGGACGCUGGUUAAUCCACGAUCAACAAAUGCUCCGCUGGAACCUCCGCCAACGAAGGCCCCCGUUAAGGUAGAACUGCAGGUGCUUCGGCUGAAGGAGGAAUCGCAAACCAUGGUGAUGGAUACGCUGAGAUCAAUUCAUGGGGAGGCAUUCGAGUUGGGAGAUAUUUCCAAAUACGAGGACAAAGGUGGUCGAAUGAAAAAAGCCUACUGGCAGGAUCGGGGUAACUUGGUUAUCCAGGGGGGAUGCGAUUAUUCGAACGUUAAGAAAACGGGUAGCUCGACUGAGGACAAGUUCAGGAUGUAUGCGUUGAUAAAGCUUGAGAGCUAUGGAUUUGCCAAGGGUCAUUGCGAAGAAGCGCUGGACCAUUGUAAGGGAGACAUUGACGAUGCUCUGGGUCUGUUGUUUGAGAAAUAUUUCCCUCCACCGGUGGAUUUGGUCUAUCCAGAGUGUGAAUUUGACGAGGAAGAGCUCGAACAGAUGAGGGCAGAUGAGAAAGAAGCACUGGAGUCGAUUUAUGACAAGUUGUUUCUGGAAAAAGAGCGAAACUGUGUGUGGCAGUUGAAAUUUAAGAUUGAUCAUCUGUUGAAGCAUAGCCCUUCGGAGGUCAGAAAAAUGGAACAAAAAAUUAAACAAGAAGCGGAAGAAGAACGGAAACGGUUGUUGGCAGCAAAAACAAAGGCGAAAAAGCCUAAAAAGGAACCUUGUUGGAACUUUGCCAAGGGAAAAUGUCGAUAUGGAAAUAAGUGUUACUUUUCUCACGGGACAGAUUCCGAAGGAGAAGAAUCCGGUAACAGUAAAGAUAAGAAAGAGAAACCGGAAGACGAUCCAAACUGGUUCUUUCUGGAAAUUCGGUUUCCCAAAAAGAGUAAAUACCCUUAUGAAGCACCUUUACUUUUCUUGAAAACCACAUGCGCUGAUAUACCAAACCAACUGUUGCUGCGAGUUGCACGUGCUUUGGUUCAGGAAGCGAUAAAGAUUACCCAAGAUGGAAUGCCUUGUGUGUAUUCGAUAGCCGAACUACUGCAAAACGAUGUUGAGAUUGCCGCUUUCGUAGAACUUGACCGAUAUCAAUUCCCAAACCCCCGCAGAUCUUUGUUCUACAUUCCGGAAGUGGACUCAAUGAACAACCUCAAAAUCGAAGACCUACCGACCCAUAAUCAGAUGGGAGUCACCAGCCGAACGUCCGGACCUCGGACAAACCCCGAACAACUUCGUAAAGACGAUCUUAAUAUCAUCAAAAAGUUUAUGGACAAACAGAACAAUGGCGCCUACAAAGAUAUGCUCAAGCACCGGAAACAACUUCCAGCUUGGAACAAAAUGACCGAUAUCAUAACUGCCAUGGAAUCCCAUUCGGUCCUAGUCAUCAGUGGUGAAACCGGUUGCGGAAAAUCCACUCAAGUGCCUCAAUUCAUCCUGGACAACUGGCUGUUUCAAUCUUCCCAACAGCAAAACGGAAAUAUCUCACACGUGGAAAUCAUCUGUACCCAACCUCGACGGAUUUCCGCCAUCGGAGUAGCCGAACGAGUCGCUGAAGAGCGAAACGAGAAAAUCGGAAACACUGUCGGUUAUCAAAUCCGUCUGGAAAACAAAGUUUCUUCCUCCACUCGCUUGACCUUUUGUACCACCGGAAUCCUCCUGCGAAGACUUCAAUCUGACCCCAUUCUUGCUAACGUGUCCCACAUCCUAGUUGACGAAGUGCACGAACGUUCCGAGGAGUCCGACUUUCUGCUGCUUAUCCUCAAGCAACUGCUCCAAAAGCGAUCCGACCUCAAGAUAAUUCUCAUGUCGGCCACCCUCAAUUCAACCCUAUUCUCGUCCUAUUUCGGAGACGUACCGGUUCUGGAAAUUCCCGGCCGAACGUUCCCCGUGGAGCAGCUUUUCCUGGAGGAUAUCCUGGAGCGUAGCGGUUUCGUGUUGGAGCCCGAUUCACAGUUUUGUCGCAAGCUGAGGAAGGGCGAGGCGGAACAGCUGAUGGAGGAACUGGAGUAUUCCGAUGUUAAGGCUUCGAAUGCCGCCCCGGCCCGGACGAUAAAGGAUGAAAAUUUGAAGAUGGCCGAUAUGUUUGCGCGGUACGCGGAUUACUCCAAGGCCACAUGCAAAACACUUUAUCUGCUGGAUCCGCUCCGCAUCAACCCGGAGCUAAUCGAGCACAUCCUACGAUUCAUCGUUGAGGGCGAUCACCAGUGGCCCCAGGAGGGAACGAUCCUCAUCUUUCUCCCCGGGCUGGAAGAGAUCAAGAACGUUCACGAGGCCCUGCUGGACAGUCGAAUGUUUGGCCCCCGGGAGGAUCGCUUCCUGUUGAUACCGCUGCACUCGACGCUGAGCAGCGAGGAACAGGCCCAGGUAUUCCGGAAGGCUCCCAAGGGAAAAAGGAAAAUUGUGCUGAGUACCAAUAUUGCCGAGACUUCGGUUACCAUUGACGAUUGUGUGUUCGUCAUUGACUGCGGCCAGAUGAAGGAGAAACGGUUCGAUUCCAAUAGGAAUAUGGAAUCGUUGGAGGUGGUUUGGGUUUCCAGGGCUAAUGCUUUGCAGAGGAAGGGUCGAGCUGGUCGUGUUAUGCCCGGAGUUUGUAUUCAUCUGUUUACGAGACCAAGGUUUACGAGUCAUAUACUUGGUCAACCGGUGCCGGAGAUUCAUCGAAUACCAUUGGAACCGCUUCUGUUGAGGAUCAAGACGCUCGAAACUUUUGGAGGUCAAUCGUUGAAGGAGGUUCUGAGAUCUACCAUUGAACCUCCUAGUGAUGAGAACAUUGAUGCCGCCAAGAAACGACUGGUGGAUGUUGGAGCAUUCGAUUUGGAAGAACAACUGACUGCGUUGGGUCAUCAUUUAGCAGCAUUACCGGUAGAUGUUCGGAUAGGAAAGCUCAUGCUGUUUGGAGCAAUUUUCCAGUGCUUGGAUAGUGUGCUGACGAUAGCGGCUUGUCUUAGCUACAAGAGUCCGUUUGUGUCUCCCUUCAACAAAAGGGACGAAGCCGAGAGUAGAAAGCGACUGUUCGGUAUUGCGAAUAGCGAUCAUUUGACGAUGCUUAACGCUUACAGGAAAUGGAAGGAGACUUCGAAGCGAAGUCGAUACGCGGCCAACUGUUUUGCGGAAGAGAAUUACUUGUCGACCAAAACGCUCCACACGAUCGGUGAAAUGAAGCAACAGUUCUUGGAACUGCUGGUGUCCAUUGGAUUCGUUCCACUAGAUUUGAGUGGUCGUCGGGGGAAAUUUGUAAAAGAUGAGCUACUCGAGCUUACCGGGACAGAAAUAAAUUCGAACGGAGAGAAUAACCGGCUUCUAGCAGCUAUCCUGUGCGCUGCCCUCUACCCAAACGUCAUCAAGGUGUUAACCCCAGAGAAAAGUUUCAUCAGUGGAGCGAGUGGUGCGGUACCAAAACUGCCUCAACCGUCCGAUCUUCGGUUUAAAACCCAGCAAGAUGGAUACGUUUUCUUGCAUCCGUCCUCGAUAAACGCCACCUUUGGCCACUUCAAUUCCCCGUACCUAGUUUACCAGGAAAAAGUUAAAACGUCCCGGAUCUACAUACGGGAAACCACAAUGGUCCCGCUGCUUCCGAUGGUCCUGUUCUCGGGCAGCGAUCUGCGGAUAGAACUGCACGGUGGCGAUUUCGUGAUCCUGCUGGAGGAUGGGUGGAUUGCGCUGCAGGCGGAAACCCACCAGGUGGCGGAAAUGAUGAAAUUCUUACGCCUCGAGCUGGCUAAAAUUUUGGAGCUUAAAAUUUCCGACCCGCUGCUUAAUUUGGCACACCACGAGCAUGGCCGCAAGGUGAUCGGAACCAUUGUGCAGUUGAUUAUGAAGGAGUAAGAGUGGAACGUGCUUGUAAAGUUGUUGUUGCCCCUUGUAUAUAAUCUACACGAGACGCAAGAAAAAACUUGCUGGAGCGAGUUUUUGAAACAGUUAGGUUACAGCUGUUGUACUUUAGAGGAAAAUGAAUAAAUGUUAUAUGUAUGUAAAAGAUAAUUUCCUAGUGCAUACAAUGUGAAGAAUUUA